AUCGCAAAUGGACGAGAUAAAAAUUAUUUCUCUGGCAAUAAAUUUAUAUAUUUUAUAAGCGAUUACCAAUGGAUAACAUUCCAGUAAAAAUUAACAAUGAUGCUGACAAAAUCGAAAUCGAUGUUGAUAAAGAUGAUGUUGAUAAAAUAUUUAUCUUCAAUGAUAUCGAUGAUAUAAAUGAUGUUGACAAAAUAUUUACCCUCGAUAAUAAAUCACAUAAUGGUAAACCUAUUACUAAGAUAGAAAUAUCACCAAAUGAAAAAUACCUUAUUACUUAUAGUAAAGAAGAUCGUUCAAUUGUCGGUUGGAAUGUUGAAGAUAUAGAUAAGGUUCAACUUAAAUUAGAUCAAACUGUUAAAAUUAAUGAAGAUGAAAUCGAAAGUUUGUGUGUUUCUGAUGAUAAGAAACUUGCUUAUGCUACUUAUACUGAUCGUAAAUAUAUUUCUACUAUAAUCGAUAUGAAUAAUAAUAAUGAAAAAAUUGCAUUAAAUAUAAACACAAAAGUUGCCAAACUAAUAGAUUACUACUGUAACUUUAAUUUAAAAGGUGAACUUAUUUUAUAUAUUUUAUAUAGUAAUUUUGGUUCUGUAAGUUUUAGAAAUCAUAAAACUAUUUGGAUUUAUCCCACGCAAACUGAAAAUAACAAAUGGGAAUGUAAGAGAUUUUACGAGACGCCUGAAGAUUAUGAAUUAAUUAGUAUAUCAAAAUAUGAUAAAGUUUACCUAUUUUCAGAUGAUUACAUUUAUGAAUGGGAUAUUAAUACUGAGAAAACUGUAAAAAUAUUUGGUAAUAAUAAUGACAAGAAUAAGUUAAAAACAAAAGAUAUUGGAAUAUUCAGUAACAAAAAGUUUAUUUUUCUAAAAAUCAAUGAUAAAAUCAUCAUUUAUUCAAUCGAAUUUAGAAUUCCUAUUACUUCUUUGGAUACAAAUAAUGAUAUUCGACUAUAUAAUUUUAUGGAUUAUAAUGGUUUAUUUCUUUUACCUUCUUUAUUCUAUUAUACACCGGAUAAAGAAAUCAAAUAUUGCUGGAACAAUAAAUACAAAAAUAGAUUUAAUCAAACUUUAUUUGAUAAACCAACUGAUGAACAAAAAAUUUAGUUUUUGGAAGUGUUUGGAAAUCUAAAUUUAAAGAAAAGAUGUCAGAAACGAACUUUUCAUCCAAAAAUUCUGAUGAAUUAAAUAUAGAAAAUAAUAAAAUUAUUGAAUGUGAUGAUGACGAUAAAAUCAAGAAAACUUACGAAACCAUAAAUAUUCAUUCAUUUAUGGAUACCGCGUCUACAUUAUUUCAAAAAGUCAUAAGCGAUGAUUAUAGUGAUGAUAGUGAUAGUAAAAAAAAAUCAACUGAAUUGAUUGGAAAUUUAAUUAAAUGGGAUAUAUGUGUUGAUGACAAUAAAAUUGACCUAGCAGUUUCCACCAUUAGUAAUCAUAAUACUGAAUGGAAUUUAAUUAUCAGGAGAACUGAUAACUAUUAUUGUCCUUAUAAAUUUGUACUUUCUAAUGGUUUUU
This is a messenger RNA of Rhizophagus irregularis DAOM 181602=DAOM 197198, 1505 nucleotides long. RefSeq lists its product as uncharacterized. Gene Ontology annotation, molecular function: protein binding. The record is from RefSeq and is a predicted model, not a curated record. Lineage: Eukaryota; Fungi; Glomeromycota; Glomeromycetes; Glomerales; Glomeraceae.